Molecule: messenger RNA, 960 nt
Organism: Condylura cristata (star-nosed mole)
Lineage: Eukaryota; Metazoa; Chordata; Mammalia; Eulipotyphla; Talpidae
Product: olfactory receptor 6
Exons: 2
Coding region: 1-960 (319 amino acids)
Biological process (GO): G protein-coupled receptor signaling pathway
Cellular component (GO): membrane
Molecular function (GO): G protein-coupled receptor activity; olfactory receptor activity
Source: RefSeq, a predicted model, not a curated record
AUGUAUAAGGAAAACAUCACUCUGGUGAGCGAGUUCAUCCUGGUGGGCUUCCCUACUGCCCCUGGGCUGCAGGUGCUGCUCUUCUUCUUCUUCCUUAUUACUUACCUGUUUGUGUUGUUAGAAAAUCUGGUCAUCAUCCUGACUGUGUGGGUCACUGGCUCCCUGCAUAAGCCCAUGUACUACUUUCUGGGCACUCUGUCCUUUCUGGAGACCUGGUAUAUAUCUGUCACAGUUCCCAAGAUGCUUACUGGAUUCCUCCUUCAUCCUAACACCAUCUCCUUCUUGGGUUGCAUGACUCAGCUCUAUUUCUUCAUCUCCCUCGCCUGUACUGAAUGUGUACUUUUGGCUGCCAUGGCCUAUGACCGUUACGUGGCUAUCUGUUGGCCUCUUCGCUAUCCAGUCAUGAUGACCACUGGAUUUUGUGUCCAACUAACCAUCAGUUCCUGGGUGAGUGGCUUCACUAUCUCUAUGGCAAAGGUAUACUUCAUCUCCAGAGUGGCCUUCUGUGGCAAUAACAUCUUGAACCAUUUUUUCUGUGAUGUGUCUCCCAUCCUCAAGCUGGCCUGCAAAGACUUUUCUUUGGCUGAGAUGGUAGACUUUGCAUUGGCCAUCGUCAUCCUUGUGUUUCCUCUCUCAGCCACUGUCCUUUCCUACGCCUUCAUUGUCUCCACCAUCCUGCACAUCCCCUCAGCCAGUGGGCAGCGGAAGGCCUUCUCCACCUGUGCCUCUCACCUCACAGUGGUGAUCAUCUUCUACACAGCUGUGAUCUUCAUGUAUGUCCGGCCUCGGGCCAUUGCAUCAUUCAAUUCUAACAAGCUGAUCUCAGCCAUCUACGCAGUCUUCACCCCCAUGCUCAACCCUAUCAUUUACUGCCUGAGGAACAAGGAGGUCAAAGAUGCCAUUAGAAAAACCAUGACGAGUGGACGAGCCCCUUCAUUAGGUGAAAGUCUGCAACUAUAA